Phodopus roborovskii (desert hamster) is the source of this 747-nucleotide messenger RNA. RefSeq names its product oogenesin-1-like. Lineage: Eukaryota; Metazoa; Chordata; Mammalia; Rodentia; Cricetidae. The transcript has 2 exons. Gene Ontology annotation, cellular component: cytoplasm. The coding region runs from base 1 to 747 and encodes 248 amino acids. The record is from RefSeq and is a predicted model, not a curated record.
AUGAGAAAUCUUCACACACUUUCUCUGGUCUGGACCAACAAGAACACAUUUGAGCAUGCCUAUACAUCAGACUACAAGUGGUUUGUUCGCACUUUCAUAUCUGAGCUCUCCGGUAUCAGCAGCCUCCAGCAUCUCUAUAUGGAUGGGAUCUGUUUUCUCAGUGACAACAUGAAACACUUGCUCAGGAACCUGAAGAAUCACCUGGAAACCUUCUCUGUCACUCACUGCAAGCUGUUUCGGUCAGACUUGUAUCAUUUGUCCCAGUGUUGGUGUCUCUGUCAACUAAAACAUCUGGACAUGAGUGGAGUCCUACUGUCCAAUUUCUGUCUGAUGCCUCUCAGGGUUCUCCUGCAGAAAGUGGCAGACUCCCUUGAGACUCUGGAAUUGGAGGGGUGUGGGAUAAAGGACUCUCAGCUCAGUGUCCUCCUCCCUGCCCUCAGCCAAUUCCCCAAGCUCACAAAGGUCAAUUUCUAUAGCAAUGACUUCUACAUGAAUGUCUUGAGUGACCUUCUCCACCACACAGCCAACUUGAGCAACAUGGCCAUGGAGCAGUACCCUGCCCCUCAGGAGUGCUAUGAGCUGGGUCUGGUCUCCAUAGAGAGAUUUGAACAAUUUUGCCCUGUGCUCAUGGAUACCCUCAAGGCCAUAAGGCAGCCCAAGAGCAUCUCUGCUACAGAUGUCUGCAGUAGAUGUUCUAAGCGCUGUGUGUAUGAGCAGGAGACCAGGCUUUGUUCUUGCUUGCAGUAA